This is a messenger RNA of Diorhabda sublineata, 1317 nucleotides long. It is a transcript of the gene ATPsynG, whose product is annotated as ATP synthase subunit g, mitochondrial. Gene Ontology annotation, biological process: proton motive force-driven ATP synthesis. Bases 102 to 401 code for a protein of 99 amino acids. Lineage: Eukaryota; Metazoa; Arthropoda; Insecta; Coleoptera; Chrysomelidae. The transcript has 2 exons. The record is from RefSeq and is a predicted model, not a curated record. Gene Ontology annotation, molecular function: proton transmembrane transporter activity.
UAGUGACAGUCGCAAGGAGGUGAGAAGAGUGAAAACUUAUUUCUUAGUUUUUCUCUUCAUUAAAAAAUUAGUGAAAAAAAAUUACAUAGAAACCUACUAAAAUGUCCAAAUUAGUUUCUCAAGUUCCAAUCUGGACAGGAAGACUCGUCCAAGAAGCAAAACCUAGGCUUAACACUUUUAUGAAAUAUGCAAAAGUGGAAUUAUCACCUCCUACACCAGCUGACAUUCCUCAAAUAAGAGCGGGAAUUGGUAGGCUUAUAACUGCCGCAAGAACAGGCUCUUGGAAAAAUCAAACAGUUAAAGAAGCUUGGCUCAAUACACUUGUUGGAAUUGAAGUGUUAUGCUGGUUCUACGUUGGAGAAUGUAUUGGAAAACGUCACAUAGUUGGAUAUGAUGUUUAAAUAAAUUGGGGUUAAUUUAAAAAUUUUGUAGAAUGUACUUUUAUGUCAAUAGAAUAUUACUUCUAUCAACAUACUCAUUUUUUGUGUUCUCCAAAUAAAUUGGUGAUAAUGUAGAUAAUUUUUGUGUUCAAUAUCUUGGAUUUGUCCAAAAAUAAUAUUCUUAGUUUGACUAUAGAAAAACAAUAAUAAUUUUGAUCAGUAGAAGUGUUUAUUUGAAUAAAUACGUCAUUCUCAUAUUAUAUGUAUUGAAUAUGUCUUUAGGUCCAACUUGUUCUUAAGACAAAUCUGUUCUUCCAUAGUCUGAAUAUAUAAUAUCUUUCUCAAUUUCUGGAAAAUUUUUGCUGCUUGUCCAUUUUCCAAAAGUAACUGAUAUUUUGUAUAUCUUUUGUCUCUACUUGUAUAGCUAGCAAGGAAAAUAUGGGCAUAAAAUUUGUUUUGAUUUUAGGUCUCUUCUGGUUGAAAAUUAGUUUUGAAAAGGUCAAAAUGUUAGCUUUUGAUCUGUCUUAAAAAGUAAUUUUAAAUCAGAAGGGUCCUAAAGUCGAGACAAUUUAGAAAUAAAAGGGUCUAAGAAAUAAUAAACUCAAGUUCUUAUGCUUUAUAGUCAAAAUUUUAAUAUUUAUAUAACAUACAUAUAAUGUGGAACAGCCAAUUGGAUUAAAUUCAUUAAUAAAUUAAUUAGGGCGUGUUGGGAAAAACACUUCGAUGUCUAUUUGUAUUUUAAUUGCACAUUUUUUUCAAAAAAAAUUUUGUAGGGUAUGUCAUAUGGCAGUUGUCCGAUACCUUUUUUAUUUUAAAUGCAACCCCCUGUAUAUUAUUUAGUUUUUGGAUUCUGAACAUAAUUCAUGUACAAUGUUCUAUACCCCAACUGUUACGGAAAUAUCAAGUGUUUUCAUUUUUAUUACAAAAAUUAUUAUAA